AUGGAAGCCUUUACUUUACUCAAGUUCCGCCGCGGCAGCAGCAGCGGUACUGGUACUAGUUUCUUCACUGGCAACUUGACUUCCAAACCAAGAACCGUCACCACUUCCUCCUCCGCCACAGCCCUGAAGCCGCCUUCAGACACUGACGACGCCGCCGAUGAUGGUCCAUACUUUGACCUGGAAUUCACCCUCCCAGACGAGGAAGAAGAAGCUAAAAUCCAAGACAAUGAAGAUGAAUCUGAAGAAUCAGAGGAUGAAAAUGAUGAUCAAGAAGGAGAGUUGAAGUUUGAGCUCAGUAAGGAUCAAAAUGUAAUUUUAUCUCCUUCGGAUGAUCUCUUCUUCAAAGGCCAUUUGCUUCCCAUUGAGCCUUCAAGCAUUUUGUUGAAUUCUUCUGAAAAUAACUCGAAAUUCCCUGCGGCUUUAGUAAAAUCAGCCACCAAAUUUCGGGUUCUUCUUUUGAAGCUCAAGAAAUCGAAAUCAGAGAAAAAUGAGGCUAAUGGGCAACCAAAAACUCAAGAAAAUGGUAAAGAAAAUCAGACUAAAAUACAAGGUAACAAGUUUUUCUUCGUGAAGUUUAAGGUCGAAGAAGUCCCCAUUGUCUCUUUGUUCACCAGAGAUAGCAGCUCAAAGGGUAAUAACAAGGAUGGCGGAGGGCAGAAAAAUGAAGUGGAGGAUAAGGACUCAAAUGAGAAAAAAUUAACUAAAGAGACGGUACAGAAGUAUCUGAAAAAGGUGAAGCCUUUGUAUAUUCGCGUUUCAAAGCGUUAUGGAGAGAAGUCGAAGAUUGCAGGUCAUUUAAGCUUCCCCGAAGGAGAAACCAAGGAUGAUGCAGCACCAAUGCCACUGUGUGCUGCGGGGGAGAAAGGAGGAGAAGGGGCAGCAUUGAGCAACGUGAAAAGCCAGAAACAAGGGAAUAAUCUGCAAGCAGGGCUUAAAGUCGUUCUUAAACAUUUGGGAAAAAACCGAUCUGAAUCGUCUUCGUCGGCACCAGCUCCGGCUCCUGCGCCUGAACCGCCGGCGAAUAUUUCAUCAAAUCGGCGAGAUGAUUCGCUUUUGCAGCAGCAUGAUGGGAUUCAAGGUGCCAUUUUACAUUGCAAGCGAUCAUUCAAUGCCUCCAGAGAAAUGGAACCGUUCGUUUUACCACGUUCCGCGAGUGAUCCAUCACAUGAGAAGUCAGUAAAUUUGUCUGCUGCAGAUUCACCAGAGGAAGCCAAGUAUGGUAAAUAA
Molecule: messenger RNA, 1227 nt
Organism: Fraxinus pennsylvanica
Lineage: Eukaryota; Viridiplantae; Streptophyta; Magnoliopsida; Lamiales; Oleaceae
Source: the annotation of a GenBank genome assembly